GGUUUAGUUCGUCCCAAUCCCAAAACCCCUCCGCCAUUUCCUUCUCUUCUCUCUCCUCACUCUGCCGGCGGCGGUUUUUCCCUUUCCUCUUGGAUCUAAACUUGGGUCUCCCGGAAAAGCUCUCAAUUUUUCUCAAGGAACACUUCCUUUCAUGGUUAGAAUCUCGGCGCGGAGGUUAAGAUGCUAUGGAGAUGCAGCUGGAUAAAGCAGAGGAGGAAACUCAUUAACACACUCAGCUUCUCUUCGUUCCACACUCAUUCCUCUCCGAAACCAAACCAAACCAGCCAGCUUUCUCCCCCACUCACUCACGACGACGUCUACUCUCGUUUACGAGCCUCCUCUCCCGAUCUAAAAACCCUAACUUUCUUCAUCCGCUGCGCGAAGCAGAACAACUACUUCCACGAUGACAGAGCAUUCAACCACAUGGUUAGUGUCGUCGAGAGACUAACUCAUCAACACAAGAGCAUCGAUGGAAUCAUAGAGGGUUUGAUACUAUCCGGUUGUGCAAUCAAGCCACGAGUUUUACUGCUGCUGCUCGAAAUCUUCUGGCGUGGACACGUGUACGAUAAGGCUAUUGAGGUAUACAGAGGCAUGAGCAGGUUCGGUUAUGUGCCCAACACUCGCGCCAUGAACAUGAUGAUGGAUGUUCUUUUCAAAUACGAUCUCGUCGAUCGAGCUCUCGAGGUUCUCCAAGGGAUCCGUGUUCGGAACUUCUUCAGUUUCGACAUCGCGUUGAGUCACUUGUGCAGUAAGAAAGAUCUGGUUAGGGUUAAGAUGGUUUUGAAGAUGAUGAUUAGAGAAGGGUUUUACCCCAACGGUGAGAGGUUUGGGCAGGUUCUUGGAGUGUUCUGUAGAAAAGGAUGCGUUGCCGCCGAAGGGCUUCAAGUGGUUGGGAUGAUGAUAUGUAGCGGAGUCUCCGUCUCUGUUAAUGUCUGGAGCAUGUUGGUUAGUGGGUUUUUCCGUUCGGGAGAGCCUGGGAAGGCGGUUGAGCUGGUUAACAAGAUGGUUCGGAUCGGUUUUUCGCUGAAUCUGGUGACGUAUACUAGUUUGAUCAAAGGGUUUAUGGACAGUGGGAUGGUGGGAGAAGCGUUAGGAGUGGUGAGUGUAGUGCAGUCUAAAGGUUUGGCUCCUGACAUCGUUCUUUGCAAUGCGAUGAUACAUAUGUUCACUAGACUCGGAAGAUUCGAUGAAGCUCGUAAAGUUUUUCUUUAUAGUUUGAAGAGAGGAGCGGAUCGGUAUACUUUUGCGACGAUGCUCUCUAGUCUAUGUCUGUCUAAAGACUUCGAUCUCGGUAUCACCAUCGGUACCGAAACAGAGUUGGAUCUAGUUAUGGGGAACUCGCUCAUGAACUAUCUCUGCAAGGUCGGUAACGCCACGGCCGCGUUGAAAGUGUUCCGCGACAUGUCUAACAGAGACUUGGCUUUGGACUGUUAUACGUACACCGGCUUUCUCGCUGCGCUUUGUCGAGGAGAAGCGCCGCGAGACGCGGUGAACAUGUAUAACGAGAUCGUGAAGAGGAAGAGCGGCGUACGCCUCGAUGCUCGUUUUCAUACCGUGAUGAUCGACAGUCUUGUGGAGCUCGGUGAAUACGGUGCUGCGAUCCGUUUGUUUAACAGAUGCGUUUUGGAGAGACGUGAGGUGGAUGUUGUGACGUAUACGGUGGCGAUUAAGGGGCUCGUGCGUGGAGGGAGGAUGGAGGAAGCUUGUUCUUUGUUGGAGAAGAUGAGAGGAGAUGGGGUUAUGCCGAAUGCGCGGACUUAUAGGACUGUUAUCUCUGGUUUGUGCGAGGAGAAAGACAAGGAUGGGUUGAGAGAGGUUUUGAGGGGAUGCGUUGAGGAGGGAGUGGAGUUGGAUCCUAACACUAAGUUUAAAGUGGUGUCUCUCUUGUCUCGUUAUCCAAGAGAUUGUUCGGAGUUCAGAUCGGUUUUUGAAAAAUGGAGGGAUAACGUUGAUGUUUAUGAUUCAUCAUACGAUGAUUUAUCUGUUUCUGCUGGAUGAGUUUUGAGGGGAACUGUACAAUGUAUAUUAUUUCAUUCAAUCAGCGCUGUAAUUCUUGUUUAAUUAUAGAGUUAAAAUCUAAUUUCAGAUCAUGUUUUAUUACAAGAUUAUAUCAGAUGUUAAA
Raphanus sativus (radish) is the source of this 2122-nucleotide messenger RNA. Its product is annotated as putative pentatricopeptide repeat-containing protein At1g16830. The transcript has a single exon. The record is from RefSeq and is a predicted model, not a curated record. Gene Ontology annotation, molecular function: protein binding. The coding region runs from base 181 to 1998 and encodes 605 amino acids. NCBI's taxonomy places the organism in Eukaryota, Viridiplantae, Streptophyta, Magnoliopsida, Brassicales, Brassicaceae.